Molecule: messenger RNA, 4375 nt
Organism: Pundamilia nyererei
Lineage: Eukaryota; Metazoa; Chordata; Actinopteri; Cichliformes; Cichlidae
Gene: agap1
Product: ArfGAP with GTPase domain, ankyrin repeat and PH domain 1
Exons: 20
Coding region: 674-4318 (1214 amino acids)
Biological process (GO): activation of GTPase activity
Molecular function (GO): protein binding; GTPase activity; GTP binding
Source: RefSeq, a predicted model, not a curated record
UCAGUGUGUGUCUGUGUGUGUGGAGCGGAGAUCGCUCAGAGUGCAGCGGGGGACGGUGGCUGUCCGGUCCGGUGUUUACUGUCGGCGGGUUAAAGUGUGAGCGGAGGUCCGGGUCUUCAGCUGGAAAUUCAGCGGCAUUUGGAGCACAAGUGAAGCGGGUUUGAGGAGCGAGAGGCCCGGCUGGCUGCUGCGCGGCGCUGCGGGGGAUGUGCGCACACAAUGGGAGACGGUCCGGGACUCGAACAGCGUCUCCCCGCCCGGUUUGGUUUGUAAAGACACCGGAGCUGGAGCCGGGACUCAGCGCGGAGUGAGGACCUCCUCUGACCGGGCAGGACGCCUAAGACACCGGGAGGAGCUCAGCUGCGAGCCCCGUGGGAGCCGCGGAGGACGCGCCUGUGUGUCGUGAAUCCGGCUGGGAUGAACCCCGAGUGUCUCCUGCGUUCCAAACCGCUGUUUACACAUCUGGAUGAAGAGGAAAGCCUGGGUUUGGAGCUGGUUUAUGGAGUUAAUGCAUGUUAGUUUACUGGAUUUACCCGCAGACCCAUCAGCAGCCUGCAGAGGUUAGUGCUCAGAGGAUAAAACUAAAGGAGCAGUUCACAGUUUCUCUUUGAACCCGAAUAUUUUAAAGUAAAGGAGCAGUUCACAGUUUCUCACAUGAGCUUUGAAGGAGGCGAUGUACCUGCUGGACAGUAGCAGCUCUGAGAGGAUGGAGAGAGGAGCUCCUCAGAGAAAGACUGUGUACCGGAUCUCCCUCACGCUGGUGAAGAGGGAGAGCUUAGAGGACGAGGGCUCGGUGCCCCGGCGGGCAGAGAACCCAAAGGUGGGCGCCUUCAGGCGUGAGGGGUCGGCAGAGGUGCAGCGGGGAGGUCUGCUGGAGCAGCUGAAGGAGGUGGAGGACGAGUCGGAGGAUUUCUCUUCUUCCCACGGCUACAUGCGGAACUUUAGGACGUUCAGCACGGGCCAGCUGGAGCUUGGCAGGCUGAAGAUCUGCCGGAAGCAGCUGCUGCAGCGGGGCGCCAAGGCCACCAGUCCGCUGGCGGAGCCCGGGCAGGAGGACGGCGGCAAGCGGGAGGUGGAGGAAGCACCACAGGCACUGGUGGAGAACGGUGGUGUUGGCGAGAAGAAGAAGAAGCUCCUGAAGGCGAAGAGCGUGGAGGAGCAGAGCUUGGAGCCCGUGAGCAGCGUCGGGAAGCUGGCCCACUCUAAAAGUAACGGGGCGCCGUCCACAGAAGGCCCCCCGGAGACUCCACCUCCUCUGAAGCGCCCACCCGGUCUGCUGCGCCGCAGCUUCAGCUUCAGGCACUGGAGCGGUGGCGAGCUGCUGCGCCUGCGGGCGCUCUCCAAAGACAAACACCACAGCAGCUCCGGCUGCAUUGGCCAGGACGCCGCAAAGAAUGACGAGCCGGCUGCGCCGCUCCCCACAGCCCGCCUCCUCGACCCCACCAGAGAGAAGAGCAGGACACUGGAGGUCGGCGCCGUCCUCAACAAGACGGACUCCAUGUCCGAGCUGAGCCGCUGGGAGAGGGCGCAAGGCAGCAAGAACCGCACACUGGACAACAGCGACCUGCUGCGGCUGGCGGAAGAGAAGGACGCUGCCGGGGCAGCAGGUGGAGGCUUCCUGCUGCGGGGAGGUGGGGGACGCUCCAGCGAGCGGCGCCUGGUUCGCUUCUUCAGCGGGAUCUUCUCCAGGAGGGACGGUGCUUCCACGUCCACGCCGGUGGGGAGCCCUAGCACCAACAGGUCGCUGCGCCGCAGCCGGAGGACGGUGCUGUCGCAGUCCAGCACGGAGAGCAUGAACGGAGGCAGCGCUGACGAUGCGUUUGUAAACAGUCAGGAGUGGACGCUGAGUCGGACGGUGCCCGAGCUCAAAGUGGGCAUUGUGGGUAAUCUGGCCAGUGGUAAGUCAGCGCUGGUCCACAGAUACCUGACGGGAACGUAUGUCCAGGAGGAGUCACCAGAGGCUGACGUGGAUGCAGGCGGGCGCUUUAAGAAGGAGAUUGUAGUGGACGGUCAGAGUCACCUGCUGCUCAUCAGAGAUGAAGGAGGCCCCCCGGAAGCACAGUUUGCGUUAUGGGUGGACGCAGUCAUCUUUGUCUUCAGUCUGGAGGACGAGAUCAGCUUUCAGACUGUUUAUCACUACUUCAGCCGCCUCGCCAACUACAGGAACACCGCUGACCUGCCGCUGGUGCUUGUCGGCACACAAGACGCCAUCAGCUCGACCAACCCGAGGGUGAUCGACGAUACCCGGGCCAGGAAGCUCUCCAACGACCUCAAACGAUGCACCUACUAUGAAACCUGCGCCACCUACGGCCUCAACGUGGAGCGAGUCUUCCAGGAUGUUGCCCAGAAGAUCGUGGCCACCAGGAAGAAACAGCAGUUGUCCAUCGGGCCUUGCAAGUCACUCCCCAACUCCCCGAGUCACUCGUCUGUCUGCGCCACACAAGUGUCAGCCGUCCACAUCAGCCAGACGAGUAAUGGUGGCGGCAGUUUGAGCGACUACUCGUCAUCUGUGCCGUCAACACCGAGCACCAGCCAGAAGGAGCUCCGUAUCGACGUCCCGCAGACCACCAACACGCCAACACCCGUCCGCAAGCAGUCUAAACGCCGCUCCAACCUCUUCACCUCGAGAAAGGCGAACGAGGCGGACAAGGACAAGAAGGGCCUGGAGGCUCGAGCCGACAGCAUCGGCAGCGGGCGAGCCAUCCCCAUCAAACAGGGCAUGCUGCUGAAGAGGAGCGGUAAAUCCCUCAACAAGGAGUGGAAGAAGAAGUACGUGACGCUGUGUGACAACGGUCUGCUCACCUAUCACCCGAGCCUACACGACUACAUGCAGAACGUCCACGGGAAGGAAAUCGACCUGCUCAGGACCACGGUGAAGGUUCCGGGGAAGAGGCCACCGCGCGCCGUGUCCACCUGCGCCGCCAUGCCGAGCCCCAAAACCAACGGCCUGACGAAGGACAUGAGCAGCCUGCAGCUCGGACAAACUUCAGGCUCGGUGACUAGCAGCUCGUCGGUGUCACAGAUGGCGAGCGGCGUCAGCUUGGUGUCCUUCAACAGCCGCGGCACGGAGGGGAUGCACCAGCGCUCGUACUCCGUCUCCAGCGCCGAUCAGUGGACCGAGGCCACCGUCAUCGCCAACUCUGGAGUCAGCACAGACACAGGCCUGGGAGACUCCGUCUGCUCCAGUCCCAGCAUCUCCAGCACCACCAGUCCAAAGAUGGAGCCGCCGCCAUCGCCGCACGCCAACCGCAAGAAGCACCGGCGGAAGAAGAGCACCAGUAACUUCAAAGCCGACGGCCUCUCUGCCAAACGUAAAGCUUGGAAACUAAAUCGCGUCUCUAGCCUUCGCAGCAUUUACACCAACAGUCUGCAGAACUCAGAAGAACAAGAGGAGAACUUUGAGUUCACCAUCGUGUCGCUGACGGGGCAGACGUGGCACUUUGAAGCCACUUCCUACGAGGAGCGAGAUGCCUGGGUUCAGGUCAUCGAGAGCCAGAUCCUGGCGAGUCUGCAGUCGUGCGAGAGCAGCAAGAACAAGUCUCGUCUGACAAGCCAGACAGAGGCGAUGGCUCUGCAGUCGAUCCGAAGCAUUCGAGGGAACGGUCGCUGUGCCGACUGCGACACACCGAACCCGGACUGGGCAAGUCUGAAUCUUGGGGCCCUGAUCUGCAUUGAGUGCUCGGGAAUCCACAGGAACCUGGGCACUCACCUGUCCAGGGUUCGCUCUCUAGACCUGGAUGAGUGGCCGCUGGAGCUCAUCAAGGUGAUGUCGGCCAUUGGCAACGAGCUGGCCAACAGCGUGUGGGAGGCCAACGCUCAGGGACGCCUUAAACCUGGACCGGACGCCAGCAGGGAGGAGCGUGAGCGCUGGAUCCGGGCAAAGUACGAGCAGCGUCUCUUUCUGGCGUCGCUGCCCUGCACUGAUCUCCCACUGGGCCAGCAGCUGCUGAGGGCAACCGCCGAGGAGGAUCUACGUGCAGUCGUGCUCCUGCUUGCUCACGGGUCCCGACAGCAGGUCAACGAGACCUGCGGAGAAGGAGAUGGACGCAACGCGCUGCACCUGGCCAGCCACAAGGGCAACGUGGUCAUCACACAGCUCCUUAUCUGGUACGGUGUGGACUUGAUGGCAAGGGACGCCCAUGGCAACAGUGCAAUGGCAUAUGCUCGCCAGGCCAGCUGUCAGGAGUGUGUGGACACGCUGGCUCAGUAUGGCUGCCCAGAUGAACGCAACCCCCUAAUGGCCACACCCAACCUUUCACGCCGCAACACCAAUCGUAACAACAGCUGCAGCAGCGCCGGCAGUGCCGCGCUCAUAUGACCAGACAGUUUCCUGUGAUGACUCUGAGAAAAAUAAACAAACUUCGAUUUGGGAGUA